AUGUCGUACGACGAGGUGGAGAUCGAGGACAUGGAGUGGAACGAGGAGUUGGGGGCGUUCACCUAUUCCUGUCCCUGUGGCGACCUUUUCCAGAUUACUCUCGAGGAGCUUAAGAAUGGAGAGGAGAUCGCAAGAUGUCCAAGCUGCUCCCUUUUCAUCACAGUCAUUUACAAUCCCGAGGACUUCCAGGGAGAUGGCCCUGGAGUGGAGCCUGUGGGUCCAGAGGGAGUUUUAGUGGCCUAG
Molecule: messenger RNA, 243 nt
Organism: Closterium sp. Yama58-4
Lineage: Eukaryota; Viridiplantae; Streptophyta; Zygnematophyceae; Desmidiales; Closteriaceae
Source: the annotation of a GenBank genome assembly